Hydractinia symbiolongicarpus is the source of this 1357-nucleotide messenger RNA. RefSeq names its product peroxisomal membrane protein PMP34-like. Bases 41 to 985 code for a protein of 314 amino acids. Gene Ontology annotation, cellular component: peroxisomal membrane. The record is from RefSeq and is a predicted model, not a curated record. Lineage: Eukaryota; Metazoa; Cnidaria; Hydrozoa; Anthoathecata; Hydractiniidae. Gene Ontology annotation, molecular function: FMN transmembrane transporter activity; ADP transmembrane transporter activity; coenzyme A transmembrane transporter activity. The transcript has 8 exons. Gene Ontology annotation, biological process: transmembrane transport.
AGUUACUAGUUUAUUUUACAAAUAAAAACAUAUUUUCGACAUGAGUUUCACUGACCUGUUCUCAUAUAACAACCUUACUCAUGCAUUUGCUGGUGCAACAGGAAGUGUAGUUGGCAUGUCUACGUUUUAUCCACUGGAUACUGUAAGGACAAGGCUUCAAACUGAUGACGAUUUAAAAGCAGUUGGACCAUUUCGAGUAAUGAAACAAUUAUCUGAAGAAGAAGGAGUAGGGACAUUGUAUCGAGGUUUAACACCAGUAUUGACAAGUCUGUACUGCUCGAACUUUGUUUAUUUUUAUGCCUUUAAUGGCAUGAAAACAAUUGCAAACUUGAAUGGCAUAAAACCAAGCAUAUCACGUGAUCUGAUUUUUGGUUAUUUGUCUGGUUGUAUUAAUGCUCUUGUCACAACUCCACUGUGGGUGGUUAAUACGCGACUGAAGUUGCAAUGUACACAAAAAACAAGUACUAGUGAUGGUACACAACCAAAAAAACUGGAUGGUUUAUUUCAUGGUUUAUGCACUAUUUCUAAGGAAGAAGGAAUGCCAGCGCUCUGGAAUGGAGUUCAGACCUCGUUUAUAUUAUCCGGUAAUCCUGCAAUCCACUUCAUGGUGUAUGAAAGCUUAAAGAGAUUUUUCUUUAAAACAAAGCUAGCUAAAGGUCAGAAAACAAAUCUAUCGUCAUUUGAAUCCUUCUUGUUGGGCGGUUUUGCUAAAGCGGUUGCAACAGUUAUCACAUAUCCGUUACAGUUGAUUCAAUGUCGUCAACGUGCUAAUAAAAAAAUUGGAAGCAAUGUGUCCAUCUAUGAAGUUGUACAAGAUGUUCUUAGACAAGCUGGCAUCUCAGGCUUAUAUAAGGGCAUGGAAUCGAAACUGUAUCAAACCGUGUUAACAGCCGCCCUUAUGUUUUUAACUUACGAAAAAAUAUUGUCAUUUAUAUACUGGAUGUUCCGUGUGCAGAAAAAACAAAACAGUGAAUUUAAGGGCUAGGUGUUGUAUUUAACUAGGCUUUCUCUUAAUUCAAACUGCUUGUAUAAUACUCAAACCAACUAGACCACGCAAAUCAAAUGCAAAAAGACCUCGAACGAUAUAAACUUUUUCCCGAACUGUGCUGAAAGUACAACAGUAGGAAAAACAAGUUUUACCAACAACUUUCAACUGUCAAUUUUUAUUAAAUAACAGUUAAAACGGAAGAAAUUUUGCUAUCCCUUCUGACAAUUCCCGCAAAAUAUUAAGCUUAAAAAACGAGCGGAUGCUUCUGUUUACACCAAAAUUAGUAGAAAUAUACAUUUAUAAUUUUGUGUAUAUUAUUAUUUUAUACUUCAGUGAAUUUAUUAAAAAAAUAGAAAUAAGUCUGUUAAA